AUGUCCAGACGUUCCUCCCGCCUCGUUCUCCAAUCAUCGGCCGCUGAGCAGCAAAAGAAACGAGCCUCUGACGACUCCUCCCCUUCUCCCUUCGAAACAAGCAGGGAGACAAAACGCCAAAAGUCCUCCAAGGCUAAAGUCUCCGCACGUGGAUCGAAGCCCGCCAAAUCUGCAGAAGGGAAAAAGAGCAGAUACUUUAAGAAACAGGUGCCGGAAAGCCUGGAUCCGGAGUCAUCGGAGCUAUCUGAGGCGGCUUCUGCUACAACAUCAGCUUUCGAAGAAAGCAAAGCGGACUCGGCUGACGUCCCGCCAAUUACGGAUGAGUCGGAAUCGAAUACGAAACCACAAAAGAAGCGCGGUGAUGGGGGUUGGGCAGGAGGACGGAAGAGAAAAACUACAGCUGCACAGGACUCCAAGGAGACAGGUGCUGGUUCCUCUGCUGCCCAAAGAAGGAAGGGAAAUGAGUUAUGGCGGGAGGGUGUAAAAGCUGGUCUGGGACCUGGGAAGGAAGUCUUUAUCAAGCUUCCGAAAGCUAGGGAUGCUGGUGAUACGCCCUACGAGGAUGGUACGAUCCAUCCAAAUACACUGCUGUUCUUGAAGGACUUGAAGGAAAAUAACGAGCGGGAAUGGUUUAAGAUGCAUGAUGCGGAUUUUCGGACUUCAAAGCGCGAUUGGGACACGUUCGUUGAAAGUCUUACAGAGAAGAUCAUGGAGAAGGAUAGCACGAUUCCAGAAUUGCCUGCCAAAGAUCUGGUAUUCCGUAUAUAUCGAGACAUCAGAUUCAGCAAUGAUCCCACUCCAUACAAACCACACUUCUCGGCUGCAUGGUCUCGAACUGGGCGAAAGGGCCCAUAUGCCGCAUAUUACGUGCAUUUGGAGCCAGGGAAAUGCUUUAUUGGCUCGGGCCUCUGGCAUCUAGAAGUUGAUAAACUUGCGCUGCUUCGCCAAGAUAUAGAUCAGAAUUCACGACGAAUCAAGUCCAUAUUGAAUGCACCUGAUGUUCGAAAGGAGAUUUUCAACGGCGUUCCAAAGAACGAGAAGGAGGCUGUUCUGGCGUUCGUUGGUCAGAAUCAGGAGAAUGCUCUGAAAACCAAACCCAAGGGAUACGAUGCAGAUAACAAAAACAUUGACCUUAUACGGCUCCGCGGUUUCACCAUGAGCAAAAGACUUCAAGACAAAGACUUGUUAGGUCCGAAAGCCCUUGAUAAGGUCGCACAUAUUGUUGGGAUUAUGGCACCUUUCGUUACAUACUUGAACAGCGUCGUGAUGCCCGAUCCCCCCAGCCAUUCUGAUAACGAAGGUGAUGAUGAUGAAGGCGGUAAUGGGGAUGAGGUCGAGGAAGGUGCUGAUCAGGGAGACACUGAUUCUAGUGUGGUUAGCGAACCUGAGUAG
Messenger RNA from Paracoccidioides brasiliensis Pb18, 1392 nucleotides. RefSeq lists its product as uncharacterized. The record is from RefSeq and is a predicted model, not a curated record. The coding region runs from base 1 to 1392 and encodes 463 amino acids. The transcript is spliced from 8 exons.